Messenger RNA from Oppiella nova, 578 nucleotides. NCBI's taxonomy places the organism in Eukaryota, Metazoa, Arthropoda, Arachnida, Sarcoptiformes, Oppiidae. The record is from the annotation of a GenBank genome assembly.
AUACAACACUAUUUUCAUAUAGCAAAGCUAUAGUUUCAUGCAGUUUCCCAUGAACAGAGUCAUACAGUCAUACAUAAUAAACACUGUAUUCGUAUGUAUUAGCAGUGAGUCUGUUGUUCGGACUAAUUCUCACACAAACUCGCAUUCAAUUGAAAGCAAACUGUUAUUCAUUACACCAAUCAAUACAUCAUUUCAAUUAAACCACACUUUGAUUGACACGUUGUGUUCAACCGAUCCAUACUCCAGACGAGCGACGAGUCCAACCGUAUAUAUAUUGACGUUGUUUUGCACACCAUUCAGUUAAUUGCCGAAGGAUUUGAUUGGACGCAGAGAUUGCUUAUAAGACUCAUUGCAAAGAGUGAAGACAUCAGCAGAUCCAGUGAUUGUGAUCAUCAGCGAUGGCAACGGACAUGAAGUUCGGUCCCGAAUGGCUUAAAGCGUUGUCAGGGGGCGGACCCAACGCGCCGGCCACCAGUCCCCCCACAUCAGGCGCUCCGCCGAAGUACAAGCUAUCGGAGUAUCGAUACGGAAGGGAAGAGAUGCUGGCGCUCUUCAACCAUAACCUCAAACCUCCCGAG